This is a messenger RNA of Malus domestica (apple), 1549 nucleotides long. RefSeq names its product mitochondrial import inner membrane translocase subunit TIM50. The record is from RefSeq and is a predicted model, not a curated record. Gene Ontology annotation, biological process: protein import into mitochondrial matrix. Gene Ontology annotation, cellular component: TIM23 mitochondrial import inner membrane translocase complex. NCBI's taxonomy places the organism in Eukaryota, Viridiplantae, Streptophyta, Magnoliopsida, Rosales, Rosaceae.
AACAAAUUCCAUUCCAAUACCCAAACAGCCCCUUCUUUCUCUCUCUUUCACUUUCAGUCUCUCUCUCUCCUCAAAACCCUACUCCAAUCCCAAACCCCCACACAGCGAUCACAACCAAAACCUCUCUAAAACCCUAGCCAUGUCCUCGAUACUGCUUCGUUCCCGUUCAAUCUCCCGGCUAUUAAAGGCCAAUGGACGCCUAUUGAGCUCCGAUGUGCCUUCAACGCCUCACAAAGAACCACUCGUCGGAACCCAAUCCUUAAUCUCCGAUACCACAUCUCCACCUCCGCCUCCACCGCCGCCACCAAGCGCUCCGGCUCCGAACGCUUCAAGUAGCAAAUCCUGGAACUUCCUCAAGUACUCCCUCAUUGGCGCGAUCACUGGAGCCACUGCUGCUGUUGGUUAUGUCUCGUAUGCAUACUCUUUGGAUGAAAUUGACGAAAAGACCAAGGCUCUCCGAGCAGCACCUUCAACUAACAAGGUGGCAGAUGAUGCGUCUGCUCUUGAAAAAUUUAAAAGUCGGGUAUACUCUUCUACAAUUACAGUUCCUGCUAAAGCAGUUGAAGCUUACAUUGAUGCAAGGAGGACGAUUGAAGAACAAAUUCGAGGCUAUACUGAACCAUAUGCGGAGAAGCUUCUUCCAGAUUUGCAUCCCAUGGAGAAACAUGUUUUUACCCUUGUUCUGGAUCUCCAGGAGACAUUACUAUACUCUUAUUGGACGCGAGAAAAGGGCUGGCAGACUAUCAAAAGACCUGGAGUUGAUGCUUUUUUGGAACAUCUUGCUCAGUUUUAUGAAAUCAUCGUGUAUUCAGACUAUUCAAAUAUGUAUGUAGAUCCUGUAAUGGAGAGACUGGACACCAAGCAUUGUGUACGAUAUAGGCUGGGAAAGGCUGCCACUAGGUAUCAGAAUGGAAAACAUUAUAGGGACCUUUCAAAACUUAACAGAGAUCCAAAAAAGAUCAUCUAUCUGAGUGCACACGCACGAGAAAAUAGUCUUCAGCCUGAAAAUGGUGCCGUAAUAAAGCCAUAUAAGAAUGAGUUGGAUGACACAGCUCUUGUGGAUUUCAUACCAUUUCUUGAAUUUGUUGCCCGCAAUCCUCCAGCAGAUAUUAGGCAAGUACUAGCAUCGUAUGAAGGGCGUGAUAUUCCUGCAGAGUUCAUUAGGCGAUCCAAAGAGCAUCAAAAGCGAAUGCAAGAAUCGAAGCAGCAGGGUCGAUUUUGGCGACGUUGAGAUCAGGAGGCCGAGUCAAGAGUAUUGUAAAGACUAGGUGAUGUUUUCAAGUACAACCGGCUAACGGAUUUUCGAGUCAGUGUUAAAGUAGCUAUCGAGAAAGUUCCGGAGAAAUGAAAUUUUGAAUCGAUCAUAAUUCUUUUGCGGCAUGGAUUUGACAUUACAAAGUUCCGGAGAAAUGAUAUUUUGGCGUAAAAUUUCUAUGGACAGCAGAAUUUUGGCUCACAGCAAUUGAUAUUUUGUAAUGCCCUGGGAACAAAGGAUUUGCAACUCGUCUAUUUUCGUCGUUUCCAGCAUCUGCUCAAUUUAGUCACUCAA